AUGAAUACAAAGAAAUCAGCAACACUAAAAAUCAACGUCGAAAGAACAAUAGAAAGCUACAGAAAUCACUCUCUUCUUGGCGAAAAGAAAGUAUUAGGUCCUGUGCCAAAGUUUAACUGGCCGAGCUUCCUUUCCAAAAUAUUCAUUGGAAGCACACACUUGGAAUUCCAGAAGGAGGCCGAAGAAAAGUGGGGACUAUAUUCUCAACUACUUUCUAGAAUAUUAGAGAUGAACACGAUAUGCCUUAUGAUGUACAGCACCGAAAACAGCGCGGCUGCUUUCAGAGAUGCCAUUUUAGGGAAUGAAAUGGAUGAAGAACUCACCGGGAGAGCGGCAGAACUGCAGUAUGCGGAAAAAUGUGAGUUCAUCCGAAGAAACUUGACAGAAGACAACAUAGACGGAGAGCCUACAAUAAAGGCCUUUAUGGAAAAAAGAGCUGCAGUGCUCAUACAAGAAUUGGAGACUAUCUGUGCCUUCAGUGGAUUGGAGAAUAAGAACAACUGCAUAAUGCAGCUUUUUCACAUCGCAAACAGACGCUUUAACUUGCUAGCUCUAAGAGAUGAACACUACGGGAUAUGUCCUCUGGAUAGAUUCUGCAUGAACUACGAACAGAAAAACUCAAUCUCAAGCUCUGACAACAUAUACUCGCUGGAAGAGUUGUACACUCUUGAGAAAGACGGGAAACUUCUUUUGGAUGAGGCACUUGAAGAAACAUUCAUCACAAUAUACAGAGAUUUUAGUUCUAAGAAUUUCUUCCAAACUGUUGAAGAGAUGGAAUCUGUGGAGAUAAGCCCAGAGAUUAUGAAGCAAAUCAGAAGCAUCAGACACCACAGAGAAGCCAUCGUUUGCGAGCAAGAAUUUGUCUACCAGAUGCUUUACAUAGGAAGAGAUAGAGCUGUUUUCGGAAGAAAUGGCAAAAUACUAGACGGGAUUCUCGAUGUAACGAAGUCUAACCCCAUCGGAGCAGAUAUCUUUAAAAAGUCAGUGGAUCCAGCGAUUAUUUCCUUAGUCAUAGCCGACGAUAAAGAAGAGCUGAAGGAACAACUCAACAAUAAGAGAAUAGAAAUCGAGAGAAACCUAGACCGAACACAGAAUAUGCUGAAGUUUAUGCCACACAGCACGAAGAAAGCCAAUGAAAUGUAUAUGAUGAUUGAAUUAUACCAAUUGACAAUUGCCUCAAUAGACGAGGCUUUAAACCUUUUCAACGACUACAGCGGGCUGGAUCUAGUUCAAAAGAAGGCUGUGUGGGCGAAGAUAGAGAGCUAUUCGAGAAAUCUCCAGGUUGUGAUUAACGAUUUUGAUUUUCUCAGGAAAUACAUGAUACGCUACGAGGAGAAAGCGAAAGCUCGUCUUUCUGGUAAGUCAUCAAAUAAUGACAAAACGAAAGAUAAUGUGGAAUCUAAUCGGCCUUUUAACCAGGGUUCUAGUCACUUAAACAACAAUGCAGCUCCUAUUAUUCAACAGGAAACUACUACAGAGAUCGUUGAUGCAGAUCCUGCUAAUCCAGAGGAUAUAGAUCUCCAAAACCCCGAACUUAUGAAAUCUCUGCAAAUUAUGCUGUGCCUUUUCUUGUCGCUAUUCGCAGUCUCUUCUUCUAUGGCUAUAUACGAAGAAAUAUGA
Messenger RNA from Nematocida major, 1620 nucleotides. RefSeq lists its product as uncharacterized. Lineage: Eukaryota; Fungi; Microsporidia. Bases 1 to 1620 code for a protein of 539 amino acids. The transcript has a single exon. The record is from RefSeq and is a predicted model, not a curated record.